GCAAGCACGAUUUCCCCUACAUCGAAGAUCCUGUAUAAAUAGCGAGCAAGGAACACAGUAUCGCACAAUUCAUUGGCGAGUGGCAGAACACGGAAGACGAUAUAAGAAGUUUGGAUCUCCACUGCGACAAACCUAACGUAAAAUGCAGACCACGGAUCAAGAAUUCGAAAUUCUUGUUUCAACAAGUGGAAAAUUUGCAGCUGGGACGGAUGCUAAAGUGUUCAUCAAACUCUUUGGAUCAGAUGGAGAAAGUGAUGAAAUUGAACUUAUAGAUAACACGAAAGGGAAGAGGCUUUUCGAAGCUGGAAGCGAUGACAAAUUUACUGUCAAAGUUGGCAAGGCAAUCGGGAUCAUUACAAAGAUAGCUGUUCGACACGACGAUUCCGGGCACUUUUCGGGAUGGCAUUUGAACAAGGUUACUAUCAAAGACAUAACAACGAGCAGAAACUACAACUUUCACUGCAACAGAUGGCUAGCAAAGGACGAAGGCGAUAAAAAGAUUGCAAUUGAGAUCGAAAACCUAGCCCUGCAGAUCGUCAAAGUUGAUCAGAAAGAUGAGAAAAACAGGCCUCUGCAUAACACCAUCAAGUUUAUUUCAAAGCAGCUCAUUGUUCGAAGAGGACAAACCUUCUUUAUAGACGUUCAUUUGACUAGGCCGUACAAACCAGAAGAAGAUAACUUCUACAUCUCGCUAAAGACUGGUAAUAAGCCAAGAGAAUUCGAUAAAUCGUUUGUGCAUAUUCCCAAAGUCGAAGAAUUUGAUGCAUUAAAUCAGAAAUGGGCCUACAAAGUAAUUGGCAUGAAAGAAAACAUUCUGAACUUGGAGGUCAACUGUCCGGUAGAUGCACUGCCAGCCAAAUAUGAAAUUGCAUUUGAGGACGACGAUUAUAUACUCUAUCAACAUCCAAAUUCGUUGUUCAUCUUGUUCAACCCAUGGAACAAAGCUGACGAUGUUUUCAUGAAGGACGACGAGGACAGAAGGGAAUACGUUCUUCGCCAACACGGAGUUAUCUACACUGGAAGCAGCAAGUACCAAAGUGGAAAGGACUGGUACUUCGGCCAGUUUGAAGACGUAUCCCUCGAGUGCACGUUCUAUUUGCUGAGUCUGACGAAACCAUCGGGUAGAGACAGUGUAAUUGAAGUUACCAGAAGGAUGUCAUCGCUGGUAAACAGCUGCGACAAUAGAGGUUUGCUGGUUGGGAACUGGUCAGGUGACUACGAAGGCGGAAAAUCGCCGCUCUAUUGGACAAGCAGCCCACCAAUAUUUGAAGAAUACAUGAAAGAAAAGAAGUCAGUCAAAUUUGGUCAAUGCUGGGUUUUCAGCGCACUUCUCACAACAGUGUUGCGAACUCUCGGGAUUCCAUGCCGCUCAGUGACAAACUUCAACUCGGCACAUGAUACCAAUGCCAACGUCAGCAAAGAUAUUUACUUGGACGAAGACGGCAAACAGAUUGAUGGCAUGACUUCAGACAGUAUUUGGAACUUCCAUUGCUGGAACGAUGCAUGGAUGGCAAGGCCAGAUCUCAAGCCUGGGUAUGGAGGAUGGCAAGCAGUUGAUGCAACUCCACAAGAAAGGAGCGAAGGCAAAUAUCAAUGUGGACCAUGCAGUCUUAAAGCGAUCAAAGAAGGCGAGGUAGAUUUCCCUCACGAUGGCAAAUUCAUUUUGGCUGAAGUGAAUAGUGACGUGCUAUAUCAUCAGAAGGACGAGAAUGGCAAAUGGGAAGUGGUGCGUGCAAACAGAACCCACGUUGGCAAGAAAAUAAGUACCAAAAUUGUUGGGAAGAGGUCAAGACAAGACAUAACAAAUGAGUACAAAUUUCCUGAAAACUCGGUUCUGGAAAGAGCAACAGUGAGAAGAGCAAUGGACAAGGCAGGAAACAUGCAUGUGAGAAGCACACCAAAAACACUUGAAAUGAAAGCGAGGCCACAAGAGUCUAAUAUUGAGAUUGGCGACGACAUUAAUGUCGAUGUUUUCUUGAAGAACACAGGGGAGCAAGACCUCACGCUUAAACUUAUAGUCGGAGGAAACAUAGUGAGGUACAACGGGGUGUCGAAAGGUGAGCUGGGAUAUAAACGACUCAAUGAGAAGAUCGGUGCACAGGAAGAAAAGAAGAUAACAGUCAAUUUGAAAGCAAGUGGGUACAUGGGACACUUGAAUGAGUAUUCCAUGAUUCGAUUGUUCAUAACAUGCACUGCAAAAGAGACACGUCAGGUCUGCACAACAAGCAAAAUCGUGGAAAUAAGGAAGCCUGAACUCGUAUUCAGAGAUGUUCCAAGCGAGGUUGAAUUAGAUAAAGAAGUCACAUUGAAGGUUCAAUUUGCAAACCCUCUUGACGUUGCCUUGCAAAAUGGAAUGAUUCAUCUGGAUGGCACACUGAUGAAAGAAAGAAUUUCAGCAGAAUUCAGAAACAUUGGUGGAAAAAAGUCUUCAGAACUGGCUAUCAAGAUCACCCCAAAUACCAAGCCGGGUACAAGAAGUUUGCUGGCAACAUUCAGCUCAAAGCAGCUAGCAGGAUUGCACGCUUCACUCAACUUCAAAGUUGUCUGAACUAACAAACAAUGGGUAACAUUUACAGUUUUUGAUUCAACUACAUUUAUUCAAUGUUUGUGAUUUAUAAUUACGUAUUUUCAAGUUAAGAAUUAGCUCGUACAAUUGUUAUAAUCUUAACCUAUCAACUGAGGUGCAUUCUUUGUAUAUAAGUAUUUAGGAGGCUUGCAAAUUUGAUUUAGAAAGACCAUUUGCAGCCGUUUCUUGAAUCAGGUCGAAAAACAAAGAAAUUAUACCUAUCCUAUCCACUUGAUAGAAAUACCAGUUUUUCUACAUAAGAAAACAACACUUUUUAGGUCUCCAGAACGAACUUGUGUCCCGAUUGCCAAGAACAUCUUACUAUUUCAACUAAAUAUCGCCUAUUCAUUAUAAUGCUAAUCAAACAUUAAGAUAAGACAUCAAAGCUGCUGUCUUGAGCAUAAUAAACAAGGUAGCCAACAAAAAUAUUAAGAAAACUAUGUAUGAAUACAAAUUGUUACAAUUAGGAGUCGAAUAAGAAUGUAUUCUAAAUCUAUGCAUUGGCUCAGAAAUUGGUGAAUAUCUGGAAAUUCUUAACUAUUUAGAAGAUUUUUGUCAAAUGAUUGUCUCUGCUUUUCAAGUAUCCAAAAACUUCGUAUGAUUGAGAUCUUAACAUUUUAUACUAUAUUAGUUCUACUACUGACUUGACAUAUUGAAAUUAAAUAAUAAUUAAAGUAGUAAUCAACAAAUCUUGAUUUUUUCUAUAAUCCUAUUCUGUAAUUUUCGUGUUUUAGAUAUCGAACUAGACUCAA
Rhopilema esculentum is the source of this 3318-nucleotide messenger RNA. Lineage: Eukaryota; Metazoa; Cnidaria; Scyphozoa; Rhizostomeae; Rhizostomatidae. The record is from RefSeq and is a predicted model, not a curated record.